Scylla paramamosain (green mud crab) is the source of this 1229-nucleotide messenger RNA. RefSeq lists its product as uncharacterized. The transcript has 5 exons. The record is from RefSeq and is a predicted model, not a curated record. The coding region runs from base 128 to 1099 and encodes 323 amino acids. NCBI's taxonomy places the organism in Eukaryota, Metazoa, Arthropoda, Malacostraca, Decapoda, Portunidae.
UAAGUAUCAAUCUCUAGAAGACCGCAGAACAAAUCGCUGACCAGCUGCAGCAAACAUAUAUCUGCUAGUGGCACUAUAGAGGCUGUGCUCCCACAGACCGCACAACCCCAUCAAAUUCCCCAACAACAUGAAUACGUACAGGGAGGGACCAAUGCAGCCAACACAAGAAAAAAACAUGAGCAGGAGUGCUGAGGUAUCCACAGACCAUGCCCAGCCUGCAUCAACCUGGGACAACUCACGAUCCCAUUCAGGAAGUAAAUGUACCAGACCACAUUCUAAGACAACUGUUUUUGGUGCUUCUUUAAAGACUAGGUUGCACUGCAAUCAUUUAGUGCCAAAGUGCAAGUGUUCCAGCAAAAAAAAUAGGAAGAGGACACGUAAAACCAAACACGUAGUGCAAGAAAAUGGUCUUCAGCGAAGAGUAACGAGUUCUAGUUGCACUUUUCCCAGAGGUGAUGAAGACAGACACUCUCCUUUGAACAAGAUUCCCUAUGAGCCAAGAACAAAGUUUGUGAGAAAUCUAAAAGAAAAACUGGAGACAAACUACAUGAAAGAUAAGUCUGAUCAAAGGAGAACCAACGUGGAUACAAGUGCUGCAUUAAGAGAGUCAGAGGGAUACAAGGAUCCACUGAGGCAUGAAGCCAGUCAAUCACACCACAAACACCAUGGCAAUAAAUGUCUCCAUCACUACCAACAGAAUGAACGCCUAUUCUUGGAGCCAACAAUAACCAACAGAAAGGGACAGAGUCUGUGUGUUGAGUGUAGUGCACCACAGCCUAGGGAUCCUCAUCAAGAACCUUACCUCUACCAUAUCACUCUUGGAGGUUUGAAAACAAAUGCUGAUAAAAGACAUAGUACUGCUUCAGUUAACCAAUUUUCUAACAGGGGCAAGGUAAAUAAUAGAGUCAGCAAUAUGAAAUCAAAAAAAAUAUCAGCUGAUAUGUAUGCCAGAUUAAAUGACAGAAUUGAUAAUAUUUUGGGCAGAAGGGACAUACAUUCUACCUUUUCAAGACACUCUGCUCCAUUAAACUCUCCCAUCCCUUCAUAUAGCAAGAGAUCUCCCAGCAGAUCAAUGGCACUAAUGGACCACAUUAUCUGAGACCUAUGCAGUUUAGAGAUUCUUGUAUGUGUAUGUAAACCAGUCAAGGUUGUUUUUUGUCAGUGGGAGCAAGCUGAAAUAUGUAGUUUAUGUGUGUAAGCCAGUCAAAGAAUUAAAGAUUCCAACUCAG